CGCGCCAUGUUGAGUGGAAAUAGAGGGAACCGUCCCUGUUUCAAACGGAAAUUUGGAGACCAUUUGAAAUAAACGUUCAAUUAAAAUGAAAAUUCCAUGAAAAGACCAUUUGGGGGGGUUUGAUUGUAUACACUGGAAAUAUCAUGCCUUUUCCUAUCGUAAACCAAGUGCAAACGUCUCUGCAGUCGUCAAAGCACUAUGGCAUCACGUCUCCGAUCAGCCUUGCCCUCCCCAAAGAGGCAGACCUGGCUCUCACGCAGAAGUUGACGGAGGCGCUGAAACCUUACGGCGUGUUCGAGGAAGAGCUGGAGUUGCAGCGCAGGAUACUGGUCUUAGGCAAAUUAAACACAUUAGUGAAGGAGUGGAUCAGAGAUAUCAGUGAAACAAAGAAUUUGCCUAUGUCAAUAAUUGAAAAUGUUGGAGGGAAAAUAUUCACAUUUGGCUCCUACAGAUUAGGAGUUCAUACAAAAGGUGCUGACAUUGAUGCUCUCUGCGUUGCCCCACGCCACGUGGAGAGAUCUGAUUUCUUCUCUUCAUUUUACGAGAAGCUGAAAGAACAGGAGGAAGUCAAAGACUUGAGGGCUGUGGAGGAAGCAUUUGUUCCAGUGAUUAAAUUGUCCUUUGAUGGCAUUGAGAUUGACAUUCUGUUUGCCCGGUUAGCACUGCAAACAAUUCCUGAAGAUCUGGAUUUACGAGAUGAUGGUUUACUCAAGAAUUUGGACAUCCGUUGUAUAAGAAGUCUUAAUGGUUGCAGAGUCACUGAUGAAAUCUUACACUUGGUACCAAACAUUGAGAACUUUAGACUUACCUUGAGGGCCAUCAAGCUGUGGGCAAAGCGUCACAAUAUCUACUCCAACAUUCUUGGCUUUUUGGGUGGUGUCUCUUGGGCAAUGCUAGUUGCGAGGACCUGCCAGCUGUACCCCAAUGCUGUGGCAUCCACACUAGUGCACAAAUUCUUCCUGGUUUUCUCAAAGUGGGAAUGGCCAAACCCAGUCCUUCUGAAGCAGCCUGAGGACUGUAAUCUCAAUCUCCCUGUGUGGGACCCCAGGGUCACUCCCAGUGACAGGUACCACCUGAUGCCAAUUAUCACCCCAGCUUACCCCCAGCAGAACUCUACCUACAACGUUUCAGUGUCCACCCGGGCGGUCAUGAUUGAUGAGUUCAAACAGGGUCUUGCCAUCACAGACGAAAUUUUGCAGAGUAAAGCAGAGUGGUCCAAACUAUUUGAAGCACCAAACUUCUUUCAGAAAUACAAGCAUUAUAUUGUGUUGCUAGCGAGUGCACCAACAGAAAAGCAGCACCUGGAGUGGAUUGGUCUGGUGGAGUCUAAAAUUCGCAUCCUGGUUGGGAACUUGGAGAAGAAUGAAUUCAUCACUCUUGCUCACGUGAAUCCACAAUCCUUUCCCGGUCCUAAAGAAGACAGUGAGAAAGAGGAAUUCAGCACAAUGUGGGUCAUAGGGAUCGUAUUCAAGAAAAUGGAGGGAUCUGAAAACCUCAAUGUUGAUCUUACAUAUGACAUUCAGUCAUUCACUGACACUGUUUACAGGCAAGCAAUAAGCAGUAAGAUGUUCGAGACAGACAUGAAGAUCACAGCCAUGCAUGUUAAGAGGAAACAGCUUCACCAGCUGCUGCCAAACCUGGUCAUACAGAAACGAAGGAAACACUCAACAGAGAGCGUGCGCCUAGUGAAUGAGAGCAGUCUGGACCUUUCCCUGGACAGCGACAACAGCAUGUCCAUACCUUCACCAACUGCUGCCCUCAAGAGCUGCCCGUUCAACCCCAACACCAAUCCCCUGCGGAACAGCCCUGUACCUUCGUUGACCAGCCCUUCAGAUACCCAGCCCAAGACUGAUGCAGUAGGAAGCGCCAUCCCCUCAGGAGGGGUAUCAAAUGGCCAGAAGUCCGCCUCUGCCUCCGCUGCCGGUCCUGCUGCCUCCAAACCGGCACUGACCCGUUUGGUGUCCUCCGCACGGACAACAAAUCGCACCCCUCCCCCCACGGGAACUCCUACAGCCAGGCCAGCAGCGAAGAGGACUGGCUCCCCUUUGGCGGAGGAGAAGGCCAAGAGGCAGAGAGUGGAGGAGGAUCCAGAGACAGAAACAGGUGUUUGUCGAGACGGCACUGCAGCUGAACUUGAGGCCAAGUCAUCUGUGGAGAUGAUGAGUGCUGAAGAAAUGGCUGAAUCACAAGGUGAGGUGAAAAUGGAGACUGAAAUGAAGGAUUCAGAGGAGAGGUCCACACCUUCAAUUCCAGUUCCAGAGAAAACGCUCAACACAGACCUCUCCGAUGUGCCCCUUCUCCCAGCCAAUCCCAUUCCAGUUGUGAAGAACUCCAUCAAAUUAAGGCUUAGCCGGUAGGAACACAGAGAAUCUCACAAAGCCUAGACUGUGUCAGGUCAGAAGAGGGCGGCUUUGAAAGCUGCAGAAGCAGCAAAGGGUGAAGCUGCAAAGGAGAAAAUCGGAAUUCCAGCUUUGUCCACUAGGUGGAGACUCAGCCCUUCUGUGACGACUUCAGUGGCAUUAUCCCCCAGACUGGUAGGGUUUCAGGAAAUAAUGAUACAUAAAUAUGAUGUCAUACUUUCACACUGUCAGAUGUGACUGCUAUAGAUAUAUGUGUUUGUGGAUUUUUAUUUCUGGAAAAUGUACAUUUUGUUUAUAUGGAAAAUGAAGACAAAAAAAGUCCAGAGCAGAUGCUAAUGGUGGUUAUGUUUUGUGGUAGUGUGCUUUAUUUUGAUGCAGAGUUACAAGUUGAUGUGGGUUUAUGCUAUCAACACUCAAGAUUAAAUUCAGUGCUGUCCUACAGCUGUUAGUGAAGACCACUAAUCGUCUAAAAAUGUCCAGAUUUAAGUUUGAUGAUAAUAAUUACAAUAUGGUAGGCGCUGUCAGCUACUCUGUGCCUUUGGGAUAUGUAUGUGGUAGAUCAUCAAGGUAAUGGAAUAGUGUCACUAAUUGAAUUAGCUCAGGUUUGAGUACAUAACUUGACCAAAAACAUGUCUCCAGAUCUUUUUUUUUUAGUUAACGUAGCAUCUUUUGAUUUUUACCAUAGUCAAAUAUAUAUAUGAAGAGAGAGAAAGAGAGAGAGGUACAUACAUUUGGCUAUGGUGGAAAGUUAUCCAAUGAAGUACUGGUCCAGAGUAUUCACAGUAGCUGAAGACUGACAUAAGAACAGUGAGUCAAAGUAGAAGUUUUCUGUAUAGUACCAUUUGGAAUAAUUUGCUUUGUACCUUGUGAGUUGUACAAAAUAAAUAAAUGGAUUUUCUUUGAACAUUAUAUUUCAGUCAUUGCCUGGAUUUCAGUGCAGUAAAAUAUCUGGUAACACUUCAUAUCUAGGUCCCAUUAAUUAUCCAUUAAUUACUGUAUUUUAAAAACAUCAACAUUUAUUGUAGUUUUUGUCCUUAAGCAGACACCUCUCCCCUUGCAAGUAACUUUACAAUAGGCACCGUUUAACAGGUCAACUAACACUUUAUAGUGUCAGGUCAUUUUUAAGGGUCAGUAGUGUUUACUGUAGGACACUACUGCAAGACAAU
Messenger RNA from Megalops cyprinoides (Indo-Pacific tarpon), 3526 nucleotides. Its product is annotated as poly(A) polymerase type 3-like. The record is from RefSeq and is a predicted model, not a curated record. NCBI's taxonomy places the organism in Eukaryota, Metazoa, Chordata, Actinopteri, Elopiformes, Megalopidae. Gene Ontology annotation, cellular component: nucleus. Gene Ontology annotation, molecular function: poly(A) RNA polymerase activity; RNA binding. The transcript is spliced from 23 exons. Bases 144 to 2357 code for a protein of 737 amino acids.